AUGGCGGGACUCACGUCAGACACGGAGCGCACCCAAGAAGAGAGCUCUGUCACAGAGAGCUUUGCCAGCAUGAUUCAUGGCUUGAGAGUGGACCACCUGACAGAGGGUGUCAUUCAGAGGAGCAAGAGGAUGAUCCUGGAUUCCCUGGGCGUUGGUUUCCUGGGAACAGGCACGGAAGUGUUUCACAAAGUCACCCAGUAUAGUAAAAUCUACAGUUCCAAUACCUCCAGCACUGUUUGGGGUCGACCAGACUUCAGACUCCCACCCACAUAUGCUGCUUUUGUGAACGGUGUUGCUGUUCACUCCAUGGAUUUUGAUGACACGUGGCACCCUGCGACCCACCCUUCUGGGGCCGUCCUACCGGUCCUCACAGCUUUAUCGGAAGCCCUGCCUCAGACUCCAAAGUUUUCUGGCCUUGACCUGCUGCUGGCAUUCAAUGUUGGUAUUGAAGUACAAGGACGAUUAAUGCACUUCUCCAAGGAAGCCAAGGACAUACCAAAGAGGUUCCACCCUCCCUCUGUGGUGGGAACAUUGGGGAGUGCUGCUGCUGCAUCCAAGUUUUUGGGGCUCAGCUUGACAAAGUGCCGAGAGGCCCUGGCUAUUGCCGUUUCUCACGCCGGGGCACCCAUGGCAAAUGCUGCCACUCAGACCAAGCCCCUUCACAUCGGCAAUGCAGCCAAACAUGGCAUGGAAGCCACAUUCCUGGCCAUGCUGGAUCUCCAAGGAAACAAGAGGAUCUUGGACCUGGAGUCGGGGUUUGGGGCCUUCUAUGCCAACUACUCCCCGGACGAUCUUCCGAGCCCGAAUUCUCACAUCUGGCUGCUGGAUCAGCAGGACGUGGCCUUCAAGAGCUUCCCCGCACAUCUGGCUACACACUGGGCAGCAGAUGCGGCUGCAGCUGUAAGAAAGCACCUUGUGGUUUCGGAAAGAGCUGGGCUUCCUACCGACCACAUCGAGAGGGUUGUGCUCAGGGUCCCCGAGGUCCAGUAUGUAAACAGGCCCUUCCCAGACUCGGAGCAUGAGGCGCGUCACUCCUUCCAGUACGUGGCCUGUGCCAUGCUGCUCGAUGGUAGUGUCACUGUGCCGUCCUUCCACAGCCAGCAGAUCAAUAGGCCACAGGUGAGAGAGCUGCUCAGGAAAGUGGAGCUGGAACAUCCACCUGACAACCUGCCAAGUUUUAACUCGCUGUACUGUGAGAUCAGCAUCACUCUUAAGGAUGGGACCACCUUCACGGAGCGCUCUGAUACCUUCUAUGGUCACUGGAGGAAACCACUGAGCCAGGAGGACCUGCAGAGGAAGUUCCGAGCCAAUGCCUCACAGAUACUGUGCAGGGACACAGUGGAGAGCCUUGUAAAGGUAGUAGAAAACCUAGAAAACCUAGAAGACUGUUCCACGUUAACCACACUUCUGAAAGGGCCUUCUGUCCAAGAGGAAGCCUCAAAACUAUCUCACAUGUUUUCUUCCCAUCACACAACCUCGCCCAGGCUUACCAGUAUCUAAACAACUUUGUAUUAGAGGACAUUCAAUUGUUUGCCUUAUUGCUCCAUCUGCCUAGCAAUAAACAUCGCAAAGCAGAAAGUCCAUAAACAGAGAGAUGUGUAUUUGAGUAAAUCUUGUCCUAUAAGCUCCAUAGGACUGUUCCCACUGCCUUCAAGAUAAUAUUCAAGAAAAACAAAAAACAAAAAACACAAGAUCUAUGCAUACUCACAAGUGAAAUCUAAGUUCCCUGUGAUCUGCUUAUAAUCCUUUCUGAGUAAUUAUUUAUUAACUCUGGGGAA
Cricetulus griseus (Chinese hamster) is the source of this 1778-nucleotide messenger RNA. NCBI's taxonomy places the organism in Eukaryota, Metazoa, Chordata, Mammalia, Rodentia, Cricetidae. The record is from RefSeq and is a predicted model, not a curated record.